Messenger RNA from Temnothorax curvispinosus, 892 nucleotides. Its product is annotated as brefeldin A-inhibited guanine nucleotide-exchange protein 1-like. The transcript has 3 exons. The record is from RefSeq and is a predicted model, not a curated record. Lineage: Eukaryota; Metazoa; Arthropoda; Insecta; Hymenoptera; Formicidae. The coding region runs from base 249 to 872 and encodes 207 amino acids.
UUCAUUCGUAUGUAUUUGACCGGAAAUGAAUGUCCGGGAAAAAAUCUACCAUAUGAAAUCGUUUGUAUUUCGUAUGAAGACUUUUGAAGUGCAAUUGAAAAGAGGACCUCCGUAACGAGAUCAAAGAUGUACACCAGCUGUGCAGGGUGAAGAGGUUAUCUCAAACGCCCUUAAUUGGGCCACAGCCCAAUUAAGAGCGACUCAAAUGUCAUUACCGCUGAGAAGUACUUCUUGCCAUUUGAGUCAGCAUGUCAGAGCUAGUCACUACGGAUUGUGGUGACACAGCACUGGACUGCCUGCAAAAGUUAAUCGCAUAUAGCCAUCUCACUGGCAAUGUGCCUGAUUCAACGGAGCCUAACAAGCUGCUGAUUGUGCGCAUUGUCGAGACAAUUUGCGGUUGCUUCACCGGUCCACAGACCGAUGAGAGUGUGCAGCUGCAGAUUAUUAAAGUUCUGCUGACUGUAAUGACAAGCCAGCAUGUGGAGGUAUACGAGGGUACGGUACUGUUAACAAUUCGUACUGUUUACAACGUUUACUUAUCGUCGCGCAACCUGGUGAAUCAAACAACAGCCUGUGCGACUCUCACGCAGAUGAUCAACGUAAUUUUCGCGCGAAUGGAGACUCAGGCGGAGGAAGAGAACGUGAGGCUUGAUGGGGAACAUCAGCAGGAGGGUUCUGUCAUAGCAAACGGCGUGCGUCUAUUUAAUGACGAUGGAUGUAGAAAGCUCUUCAAAUCACUUCGAGAGGAUUAUCAAAAGCGAUCUCCUUAUAUCGCAUAUUUAAUCAGAUGUCGUCAGGGAUUGUUGUCGACAUUUGCUCACUUAGAUAGGUACUGUUUAUAUAUAAAUAUCAUCUUUGUAUGUAAUGUAUAAGUAAAUGUAAGAUGUUUAAA